AUGCGCGAGUAUACAGAAAAGAAGGAAACAUGUGGGACCAUCUGUCUCAAGUACCUGCUCUUCAUCUUCAACUUUUUUUUCUGGCUGGCUGGUGGGGCCGUGAUGGCAGUGGGCGCCUGGACCCUAGCUGAGAAGAGUGACUACAUCAGCCUGCUCUCCUCCAGCACGUAUUCAGCAACGGCUUAUAUUCUGGUGGUGGCUGGGGUGGUUGUCAUGGUUACUGGGAUCCUUGGUUGCUGUGCCACCUUCAAAGAACGUCGGAAUUUGCUAAGAGUGUACUUCAUAUUGUUGCUGUGCAUCUUUCUCCUGGAGAUCAUUGCUGGAAUCCUGGCCUAUAUCUACUACCAGCAGCUGAGCAUGGAACUGAAACAAAAUUUGAAGAACACCAUGACCCAGAAGUACCGGAAGGAGGGAGAAGAGAGCGUUACCAGCGCAGUAGACAAACUGCAGCAGGAGUUCAAGUGCUGCGGGAGCAACAACUACACGGACUGGGCUGACAGCCUGUGGAUCAAAUCACCAGAGGCCAAUGGACGGAAAGUCCCAGACAGCUGCUGUAAGACGAUAACUGACCUGUGUGGCCGCCGAGACCAUCCUUCUAACAUCUACAAGGAGAGCGGUUGCAUUACCAAGCUGGAAAACUUCAUUCAAGAGCAUCUGAAAAUUAUUGGAGCAGUGGGGAUCAGCAUUGCUUGCGUGCAGAUCUUCGGGAUGAUUUUCACCUGCUGCUUGUACAGGAGUUUAAAGCCGGAACCAUAUUAAUAGCUGCAGGAACUCUGUUGCUCCCCCUCUGCCACUUCCCUUAGUGCCUGCCAACCUGCCCACUCUCCAGCACCGCCACAGAAGUGUCUGUAACCUGAGGACUCGGCUCUGUAGUUAAAUGCCUCUCAAACCACACACCGCCUUACCUGCACCCCUGGGGGAAGGUCACCUUCCUUGUUGUGUACAAGGCAGCCAGGAGUUCAGCGGGACCUCUUCAUUGUCAAGAAACAAGAGAGCUGCAGGUCUUCUGCUGGAGGCUUUAGCAAAACGGUCCUAUGAUAGAACUACAAAGCAAGAUUUCUCCAGGGCUGUUUCUCUUGAGGCUUUUCAGGAGCCAACAUGAAGGUAUCAGGAUCCUCUA
This is a messenger RNA of Pterocles gutturalis (yellow-throated sandgrouse), 1120 nucleotides long. It is a transcript of the gene CD151, whose product is annotated as CD151 molecule (Raph blood group). The record is from RefSeq and is a predicted model, not a curated record. The transcript is spliced from 7 exons. The coding region runs from base 1 to 759 and encodes 252 amino acids. Gene Ontology annotation, cellular component: membrane. NCBI's taxonomy places the organism in Eukaryota, Metazoa, Chordata, Aves, Pterocliformes, Pteroclidae.